Molecule: messenger RNA, 434 nt
Organism: Capra hircus (goat)
Lineage: Eukaryota; Metazoa; Chordata; Mammalia; Artiodactyla; Bovidae
Gene: GABARAPL2
Product: GABA type A receptor associated protein like 2
Biological process (GO): autophagy of mitochondrion; autophagosome assembly; cellular response to nitrogen starvation
Cellular component (GO): autophagosome; autophagosome membrane; cytosol
Molecular function (GO): ubiquitin protein ligase binding
Source: RefSeq, marked provisional
AUGAAGUGGAUGUUCAAGGAGGACCACUCGCUGGAACACAGAUGCGUGGAAUCUGCGAAGAUCCGAGCGAAAUACCCCGACCGGGUUCCGGUGAUUGUGGAAAAGGUCUCAGGCUCUCAGAUUGUUGACAUUGACAAACGGAAGUAUCUGGUUCCAUCCGACAUCACUGUGGCUCAGUUCAUGUGGAUCAUCAGGAAAAGGAUCCAGCUUCCUUCUGAAAAGGCAAUCUUCCUGUUUGUGGAUAAGACAGUCCCACAGUCCAGCCUAACUAUGGGACAGCUUUACGAGAAGGAAAAAGAUGAAGAUGGAUUCUUGUACGUGGCCUACAGUGGCGAGAACACUUUCGGCUUCUGAGGGCCGGUGCUGGGCUGGUGCAGCGCUCCCGCUGUGGAUCUUGUACAUAGCCGGCCAUUUUCAGUUACUCUACCAGAACC